AUGAAGAGUGCAAUAUUUUUUAUUAAACUUUUUAUAUGUAUGUCAUUCAUAUGUGCACUGGAAUAUGUUCAUAAGGGUGUGAAAAGUAAGGGUAAUGAUUUAUUAUUAUGGCAGUGUGAAAAUUGUUUGUUUUAUUCUUUAAAUAGAUCGUUAGCAGAAGGCACAAGUGAAUCGAAUGAGAAGAAAGUAAAAAGAGAUAUUCCUAAUAAGGAAUUAUUAACAUCAUUAAAUAUAAAUUAUGAAGAAUAUGAACAAAUGAAACAACUUGUAGAAUCUUUUAUAGAUAAUAAUAAUAUAAAUAUUACUAAUGAAGUUUUAAAAAAUAUAAAUAGUUUUACAAAUAUAGAAAAUAUAUUUUCUUUAAUUAAUGAUUCAACAAAAUCACCUAUAUUAAAAACAUUUUUAAAAGAAUUCGGAUCAAUAUUUCCAUAUUUAUUAAAUAAAAUUCCUAAAUUAUUAUUUGAUUUAUGUCAACGUAAUCCUUUACAUAUUAUCUUAGGUUUAAUUGUUAUUUUAGCUGCUAUUUAUGUAUUUGAAAAUUUCAAAAAUUUUGAAUGUUAA
This is a messenger RNA of Plasmodium gaboni, 561 nucleotides long. RefSeq names its product putative exported protein. The transcript is spliced from 2 exons. The record is from RefSeq and is a predicted model, not a curated record. NCBI's taxonomy places the organism in Eukaryota, Apicomplexa, Aconoidasida, Haemosporida, Plasmodiidae. The coding region runs from base 1 to 561 and encodes 186 amino acids.